This is a messenger RNA of Fusarium coffeatum, 1245 nucleotides long. RefSeq lists its product as uncharacterized. The record is from RefSeq and is a predicted model, not a curated record. The transcript is spliced from 3 exons. NCBI's taxonomy places the organism in Eukaryota, Fungi, Ascomycota, Sordariomycetes, Hypocreales, Nectriaceae. Gene Ontology annotation, molecular function: L-aspartate:2-oxoglutarate transaminase activity; pyridoxal phosphate binding. Bases 1 to 1245 code for a protein of 414 amino acids. Gene Ontology annotation, biological process: L-aspartate biosynthetic process. Gene Ontology annotation, cellular component: cytosol.
AUGGUUUCUACUACAAAUUUCCCUGCCGAAGUCGUGCCCCAGGCACCUGAAGACCCUCUCUUCGGUCUUGCACGAGAGUACAAGGCCGACGACAGCCCUAAGAAGAUUGAUCUUGGUAUCGGCGCUUACAGAGAUGAGAACGCAAAGCCCUGGGUGUUGCCAGUCGUCAAGAAGGCUGAUGAGAUCCUGCGAAACGACCCUGAGCUCAACCACGAGUAUGCCCCCAUCGCGGGUAUUGCCAGCUUCACAUCCAAGGCUGCCGAGCUAGUCUUUGGCCCCGAUUCUUCUGCCAUCCAAGACAAGCGCUCAACAACUCUACAAACAAUCUCUGGUACCGGUGCUGUGCAUUUGGGAGCUCUUUUCCUUGCCAAGUUCUACAAGGGCAACCAGACUGUCUACCUCUCAAAUCCCACUUGGGCGAACCACCACCAGAUCUUCAAGAAUGUCGGCCUCUCAAUCGACACAUACCCUUACUUCCACAAGGAGACCAAGGGUCUUGAUUUCGAGGGAUUCAAGAAGACUCUGCAGUCCGCUCCUGAGGGCUCUGUCUUCGUCCUUCACGCAUGUGCACACAACCCUACUGGUGUCGACCCUACCCAAGAUCAGUGGACCGAGAUUGCUUCUAUCAUGAAGGAGAAGAACCACUUCCCCUUCUUCGAUACAGCUUACCAAGGCUUUGCCUCCGGUGAUCUCGUCAAGGAUGCCUGGGCUAUCCGAUACUUUGUCGACCAAGGCUUCGAGCUCGUUGUUGCUCAGAGUUUCGCCAAGAACUUCGGUCUUUACGGAGAGCGUGCCGGCUGCUUCCACGCCGUUACCUCUCCUGCUCCUGAGGCUUCCAACACAAUCACCCGCAUUGGCUCUCAACUGGCUAUCCUCCAGCGAUCCGAGAUCUCCAACCCUCCUCUGUACGGUGCCCGCAUCGUCAGCACAGUUCUCAACGACCGCGACCUCUUCGCUGAGUGGGAGGAGAACCUGCGCACCAUGUCUGGCCGUAUCAUCAGCAUGCGAGAUGCUCUUCGCGGCAAGCUCGAGGAGCUCCAGACCCCCGGUACCUGGAACCACAUUACCGACCAGAUCGGUAUGUUCAGCUUUACUGGCUUGAGCGAGAAGCAAGUGCUUCAACUUCGACAAGAGUUCCACGUCUACAUGACCAAGAACGGCCGUAUCAGCAUGGCUGGUCUCAACGAUAACAACGUUGAGUACUUUGCCAAGGCGGUUGACAAGGUUGUGCGAGACGCUGCUUAG